Messenger RNA from Mytilus trossulus (common blue mussel), 1336 nucleotides. RefSeq names its product M-phase inducer phosphatase-like. The coding region runs from base 169 to 1212 and encodes 347 amino acids. Lineage: Eukaryota; Metazoa; Mollusca; Bivalvia; Mytilida; Mytilidae. Gene Ontology annotation, cellular component: cytoplasm; nucleus. Gene Ontology annotation, biological process: G2/M transition of mitotic cell cycle; positive regulation of G2/MI transition of meiotic cell cycle; positive regulation of G2/M transition of mitotic cell cycle. The record is from RefSeq and is a predicted model, not a curated record. Gene Ontology annotation, molecular function: protein tyrosine phosphatase activity. The transcript has 9 exons.
AUAUGUUUGGCAUUGUAGUAUGAAGUCAACUUCUGGGUUUAAAUAAUAAUAUAUUUAACUAGGAUGACAAAAAUCAAAACUCAUAAGGAACAAAAAAAGUCUUGGAUUUUUCUUUCCGUCGAAAGAAAUUUAGUGAUGAAAAGAACCAGACAAACAAUACGUUAAACAAUGUCGAGAAAAUCCCUAUUCGGAAGAAAGAAAUCUUUAGAUUUUACAAGUGCAUGUUUGCAGGAUUCUGUAAUCCAGAAAGAGACAACACUGAAAAGUUCUGUGAUUUUGUGUGACGAAGAUUCAGGACUUGGUAUGGAAGAAACAAUGCAGUCAAGUGAGAGUCCAUUUCUGUGCAGUAGUUUCGGAGGAUUACUAACGAUUUUUGAUGAAGAUACACACGACACAAGCUUAUCCGAGUUACAAGGUAAGCUGACAAAAUUGAAAAGUGGAGAUCCAAAACUAGCCAAGAGAUCGUUAUUUCACCAGAAACGACUUCUCGACACAGACACUCCCAAACUGCCAAGCAAAAGACCAUGCAGACCAAGACCUCAAAGAAUUUUGAAGAAAUCUCUAUCGUUCGGGGACUCUCCCAAAAACAAUGCAAAUAUAUCAACCGAUGUUGUGAAUAAAUUGUUUGAAGUGGACCACCUUGUUGCUGACGGCAGCCGACCAUAUUGUCUACCCACAAUCCACGGCAAAAACAAAGAUUUGAAAAGCAUUACCCCAGAAACAGUUGCCGAUUUAGUAUCAGGAAAAUUUGACGACAGAAUUGAUAGCUACAGAGUCAUCGACUGCAGAUAUCCAUUUGAAUACGAUGGCGGACAUAUUAAGGGCGCUGAAAAUUUAUACACUCAAGAAGCAGUGACAGCGCUGUUGGAACAGAGAAAUGUAGCCAUGCACAGUUCUGAGGAAAAAUCAAAUGUUUUGAUCUUUCACUGUGAAUUUUCAUCAGAAAGAGGACCAAAACUAUGCAGGUUUCUAAGAAAUAAAGACCGAGAAAUAAACGCUGAAAACUAUCCACAUUUGACGUAUCCAGAAGUAUAUCUUCUUGAAGGUGGUUACAAAGCUUUCUAUCCAGAUCACAUGAUGUUGUGCGAACCAAUGAGCUACAAAUCAAUGUUUCACAAAGAUCACGCUGAAGAUGUACGCCACUUCAGGUCUAAGUCCAAAUCCUGGACAGCUGGUGAAAAGAAGAAAAAUUUGAACAGAAUACUAUUCUGAUCUCAAAGUUCAUCUGAUACAACAAGAUAGUGCUUAAUAUAAACUGAAAUCCAUUUAAUUUAUUUGUUAGUAAUGUAUCUUUCUUGUAGGAUUAAUUUGUCUGAAGUUGAAUAUUUAUUAUUUU